AUGUUCGCAAUGAAAUCUGAAAUGCUUGCUGCAACAACAAUGAUGAAUAAUCAGUCAAUCGAAACGGUACGAAGCUGUUUCGGUAGAGCUCAAAAACGCAGUCUGUUGCUGAAGAAAGAUGAAAAGCUGGAAAAUUCGGUGAGUCAAAAGACAAUUAAAGCAGACACUAUUAACGGAGCUACAGCUCAACGUUAG
Molecule: messenger RNA, 195 nt
Organism: Anisakis simplex (herring worm)
Lineage: Eukaryota; Metazoa; Nematoda; Chromadorea; Rhabditida; Anisakidae
Source: the annotation of a GenBank genome assembly